AUGAGACGCCUAAAGGGACCCACAAAUCCACGUCCUGAAAAGAGAGAUAGGGACACGCCAGGAGAUGAAGAGGAGCCCAAAAAACGCAAGGACGAGGAAGGCAUCAAGGAGAUGGGAGAAAAUGGUGGGUGGCGUAAAGCCGAGAACCAGAAGGAGAGGAAGAAAAAACAGAAGGAAGAUGAAGUUGUGAAGAAUGAAGAAAAAGCGAGGAAGAAGGAAGAGAAGAAGAAGGAAGACAGGAAGAACAAGGAGAAGCCUAGGCCUCCAAGUUUUCCACUUGCAAAAUGCUCGGCUGCUGGUCUCUCGCCGGUUCCGGAGAUUGCGAGCAAUAUGAAAGAUGCCUCGCUGGAUACGCCCAAGACUGGACGGGUGGUAGCUGGUGGCCGCGAGCCACCUCCCAGAUAA
Ochlerotatus camptorhynchus is the source of this 405-nucleotide messenger RNA. RefSeq lists its product as uncharacterized. The transcript has 2 exons. The coding region runs from base 1 to 405 and encodes 134 amino acids. The record is from RefSeq and is a predicted model, not a curated record. NCBI's taxonomy places the organism in Eukaryota, Metazoa, Arthropoda, Insecta, Diptera, Culicidae.